Messenger RNA from Phodopus roborovskii (desert hamster), 924 nucleotides. It is a transcript of the gene Tp53tg5, whose product is annotated as TP53 target 5. Lineage: Eukaryota; Metazoa; Chordata; Mammalia; Rodentia; Cricetidae. The coding region runs from base 1 to 912 and encodes 303 amino acids. The record is from RefSeq and is a predicted model, not a curated record. The transcript is spliced from 5 exons.
AUGAUCCUGCGCCGCACCCUCCACGCCGGCAGGGAGCCAACACCUCGAGGUGUUAGCAGAGAUGCCAGACGUUCGGCCUGGCGUGGGAGUGGCCUUCUGACCCUCCAGAGACACAUCCCUGAUGCUGUCACACAUUUCAGUGAUGUCACAGGUCCCCUGCCUGGCAGCUCCAGUGCCAUCAUAUGUUGCUCAGCCCGUGUGCUGGCUGAACUCCCCUCUCUUCCUAUCCCUCAGAUACAAGAUGAGAAACUGCAGGAUGACAAGAUAAAUCAGCCUGUCAGCAAACUAAUUGAGCGGAACCGACUUAAAAUGGUAUUAAAAAACUUGUCCCUCUUGAAGUUACUCAAGAGCUCGAAUAGCCGGAUCCAAGAACUGCAUAGCCUGGCCAGAAGGUGCUGGAAUUCAAUGCUCAGAGUUCCAAAGAUCCUCCAAAUCUCCUCUGGGGACAACAAUGUCUGCAAGAAAGCAAAACAAGAUAAUGAAGAACUCCAAGAAGUUAGGACCACUGAGAAGAAACCGGAAUCUAAGACAGCAGAAUCCAUAAGGGAACCUGAGACAAAAACGUCCAAUGAGUGGAAGUCCAAGGAAGGGUCACAUGGGCCACCUGCAGCGGUGUCACGGAGUAAAGAGCAGGCAAAGGCUACAGUCCCCAAGAUAUCAGAGAGUCUUGGCUUGCAUACCAGUGACCAGAAGAGGAAACCACAUGUUAAGCCCCAAGCUGUCGUCCUGAAGACCUACCAUCACAAAACUCCCAUGACGGACACGAAUCCACUGGACGUAACUGACCAGUUUGUGUGGUUUGAGGGGCUCCCCACACGCAUCCGCCCCCCAGGGCGCCGUGUCAUGUGCAGAGCAUCUACCCUACGCUGCACCAAGCGCCCCUGCACCCGUUUCUGCUCUGUGUCACUCUGAGCUGCCUAUGUG